AGGCUGUUGAUAAGUAUUUGAGCUUCUUGUCUUCACAAUCCACUAUUUCCUUCUACUACAGCAUGGGAGCACUGGUCUUCCUUAUUGGCUUGGGAUGUUAUUGUUUCUUAAAAACUUGCAUCUCCCUUGCUAAUUUGGACCAACGUAUAGCCGGCUGCCAAAACUUUUGCCUUGCCAUGUUGAUGUGGAAUUGCCUUCCUGCUACAAUGUUCAUCAUUGUUACCAUAUAUGUCUUCAUUUUUUGUGGUAUUGCUUAUGGUUUGUUUCUUGCUACACAUAAGAGUUGGCAUCGCCACUACCAAAUCCUAGAGAAGCGGAAUCUUACACAGGUGUACGUAGUGGUGGAUCAACAUGGCCAUUAUACCCCACCAACACUAGAUCCGAGGCAUGAACAACACCUUCGAUCUCUUAAUCUAUUGUAGAGCUGAGGGAAAUAUUUAAUUGAUGGCUCCAAAUACCUUGCAUAUGUCAUUUGAAUGCUUUUUUGGGAUGUUGCUCACCAUUGUAUAUACUUUAAUCUUUUACCCAGUGAAAUAAAUUACUUCUUCA
Ipomoea nil (Japanese morning glory) is the source of this 549-nucleotide messenger RNA. RefSeq lists its product as uncharacterized. The coding region runs from base 63 to 422 and encodes 119 amino acids. Lineage: Eukaryota; Viridiplantae; Streptophyta; Magnoliopsida; Solanales; Convolvulaceae. The transcript is spliced from 3 exons. The record is from RefSeq and is a predicted model, not a curated record.